This is a messenger RNA of Telopea speciosissima, 1187 nucleotides long. RefSeq names its product EID1-like F-box protein 2. Lineage: Eukaryota; Viridiplantae; Streptophyta; Magnoliopsida; Proteales; Proteaceae. The record is from RefSeq and is a predicted model, not a curated record. The transcript is spliced from 2 exons. The coding region runs from base 77 to 862 and encodes 261 amino acids. Gene Ontology annotation, molecular function: protein binding.
UCUAGAGGAUGAAUUCAAUUGUUAUUACUGUUGAUCGGUUUGAGAUGGAAAAAGUGGCUCAGUCCAUCAAGGAUUCAUGAUCUUUUACUUCUGUGUGAUCAUACUUGAUAAAAUGAUAGUAACGAAGCAGUAUCGUUGUAUACACUCUUCAAGUUGUGUUUGCACUAAAGGGCAUCUGAAUGAAGAUGUAAUCUUCCUAGUUUUUCAACAUCUCAAUUGGAACCCUAGGUUGAUUGCCAUACUCUCUUGUGUCUGCAAGUGGUUUGAUGAAAUUGCAAAGCAGGUCCUAUGGAAAGAAUUCUGCCGAACGCGAGCCCCCAAGAUGAUGCUUGAUCUGCAAUCUAGCGGUAGUCACAGUGUGGAUGGGACCUGGAAUGCACUCGGGAAGCUGCUCAUUCAUUGCUCAGGUUGCAGCAAGGGUGGAUUGUUUAAUAACAGCAUUCAGAUCCCUGGCCACUUUGUUUACAGGACCCGGUUUUCUAGAACUUCAGGGAAAAGUUUUCUUUUACCCCAGUGCCGAAAUGAUGUUUUGUAUGUUUCUGAUCCUUGUGAACACCUCGAUCAGGGAGAGGAUGGUGAUGUGGGAUUCUUCCGGGGAGUUUUUAAGUCCUUUUCUGUAUCAAGGGUUAGGAAUAUGUUGAUUGCUAUGGAGGCCAAAUUCCAUCCAACAGAGGUGUGCCCAUAUUGCAAAGCAAAGUUGUGGAGCAUGCUACAAGCUAAGAUGAUACCAAGGAGCGCAUGCAGCAGGUUGGGUUCUUAUGAUGAUAGCAUCGAGUAUUAUGUGUGCCUCAAUGGGCAUAUGCUUGGGAUCUGCACUCUUCUGCCCCUAUCAGAUUCUGAGGAGGCAUUUGAGUUCGAGUGAUGGUACGACUUGGAUCUGGGUACGCUUGUACUUGCCAUGGAUCUUAGUUGGCCUUAAGCAAGAGAAAACUGUAACAGAGUGUUCUGGCAGCUUCUCCAUAACAUGGCACAGGGUCAUCAAUCACGCUCCAACCUUUGCAUAUGUUGUUUCUCAAUCUUCUUCGACAAACCUAACUCUUAAAAUCAAGGGGUCAGUUGUUGCUGCUGACCUGUUUUCGCCAUCAACUAUUUAUACAGUUGCUGUAAACUAUGUAAUCUUGUGUACAUAUUAUGCCUACAUGUGUAUUUGAAUGGCAGUAGUUAUCUGUAUUAAUUCAAAACCAGUU